Messenger RNA from Dentiscutata heterogama, 777 nucleotides. NCBI's taxonomy places the organism in Eukaryota, Fungi, Glomeromycota, Glomeromycetes, Diversisporales, Gigasporaceae. The record is from the annotation of a GenBank genome assembly.
AUGAUCGAUCCAAGUCUUGAAAGAACAAUGACUACUUCAAAUUUAUUAAAAAGACAACAACUAUAUAAUAAUUUUUUAAAAUCUCAUUGUCAAGUUCAAACUAAUAUAUUUCAAAUUAAAAAAUGUACUAAUAUCAAAUAUGGAAUAUGCCAACCAAUUCGAAUGCCACUUGAUGAGUUUGAAAAUUUAUGUUUUUUAUCUAAUCCUAAACUUUUUGCUGAUAAAGAACAUUAUAAAGACUUUAAUAGUGUAUAUGGGCAUUUAACAAAUGAAAGAUAUCAAUUAUCACAACAAGAAGUUACAAAUAAAGAGUUUCAAACUGGUAUAUUUGUAAAUAACAAAAUUCAGCUUUUAGUUUGCUGUGAUUUUUGUGGAAAGUAUCGCUAUAUUUACUGUAAUACAUGUUUAAAUGAAGAUGAUUCCACAAUGAUCAUACAAUACCUUGAAAAUAUCUCAUAUAGUUGUGGGUCUCCAAUUCUUCCAGAUAAGUAUCCACUUUUUGACCAACUUUAUAUACAUCAAAAUCUUACAUGUAAUUUACCUAUUGAGCAAAAUUAUUAUUCAUGUCAUAUAAAGGAUGUUGAUUUAUGCUACUGGUGUGAAGCGGAAGAUAAUAUUAUUGAUCCUUCUGAGGAAUUAAAAUCUCAAUUUAAAACUAUUUAUCCGCUUUGCAUUUCAUGUGAGGCUAAUGGCUGUGAAUGGUCUACUCGUGCUCCAAUUGUAUUUCAAAGUAAAACCAAAAAAGUUCAUACUAUCGUAGUUAAACUAUAUAUUAAA